UGCUGCUGCAACACUUAGAACCAUCUACUCCGUCGCUUGGUCGUACGAGAACUGCAUGUGUAGCGUCUCUUAGGGGGGAUAUGUUUGAGGGUGCGUGAACGCCGCACGAGUGACGGUAGGGGAGCUCGUCGCCUCAGUCAAACCGCCCACUCAUGAAAGCACCGGACAGACCCACGCACACAGACGUCCCGCAAAGCCGCGACGACAGACACUAGAGGAGAGGUCCCUCCACAAGGUGCUAAGUGUUUGGGGAUUAAAGCAAACCAAGUGAAGUGAAGAAAGCCAAAGUGGUUCAUCAGCUGUCGAUUUGAUCUAACCCUAAGUGACCCUGCUGCCACCUAUCUACAUCAUUUCAAGAGGAGGAGGGGAUCCCUCUGGGUGUGAGAAACACCAUGUGCCAAAACUGGAGGGGGCUUUCCUCUGCGUCGUGAGACUGCCAAACCUCUUGUGAACCUUCCUCUUUAGUCUGAGGACCCUCCUAAUCCUCCACGUUGCCCACUUGCAAAGAUGAAGAAGGUGGCGACGUGGUCAGCAGAGGAUGUUUCUGACUGGCUGGGCAGAGAGGGGAUGCCAGAGUACAUAGACGCCCUCCGUCAGACGGAUGGCCCUUCUCUGCUCAAGCUCACCAAGGCAGAUUUCCAGAACCCCCCCCUCUUGCUGGUGUCAUCAGAUGGAGGGCAGCAGAUGAUGGAGCGACUGGAGACGCUGCGGAUAGAGAACCAUAUGGAUUCUCACAAAAACGGUCAUGCGAACGGGCAUGUCAUCGGACUACCUAACGGGACAAGCAAACCCCAGAGGAAUGGCACACUGGGGAGGAAGGACUUCAUGGAGAUGGUCCAAAUCUCUAUCCCUACAAAAGAAGCUUCACGCCCAUCAUUCCCUGCUGAGUGGAGAAAGACAGGCAUUGCUUUUUUCUAUGCAGUGCUGUGCUUUGUUACCACCACCAUCGUCAUUUCAGUGGUCCACGAGAGGGUACCGUCAAAGGAGCACACGCCACCGCUACCUGAUAAGUUCUUUGACCUGUUUGACAGAGUGGAGUGGGCCUUCUCCAUCUGUGAGAUUAACGGCAUGUUGCUGGUGGGACUGUGGCUGAUACAGUGGAUUCUACUAAAGCACAGGGCAAUUAUAGGCAGGCGGUUCUUUUUCAUUGUGGGCACACUUUAUAUGUACCGAUGUAUUACAAUGUACAUCACCACUCUGCCUGUUCCAGGGAUGCACUUCAAAUGCUCUCCAAAGCUUCUUGGGAACUGGGAGCUACAGAUGAGGAGAGUAAUGAAGAUGAUCGCUGGUGGGGGCCUGUCCAUCACUGGUUCUCACACCAUGUGUGGAGAUUAUCUGUACAGUGGUCACACCGUCAUGCUAACGCUAACAUACCUCUUCAUCAAGGAAUUUUCACAGACACCAGAAUUUCUCAAUCCCUCGUGUGACUCAGUAACCACAGAUUCUCCCAAGCGGUUCUGGUUUUACCACUGGUUUUGCUGGAUCUUAAGCGCUGUGGGGAUUUUCUGCAUCCUCCUGGCCCAUGACCACUACACUGUGGAUGUGGUGGUGGCAUAUUUUAUCACAACACGACUCUUCUGGUGGUACCACACUAUGGCCAAUCAGCAGUCGCUGAAGGAGACGUCGCAGAGCAACGCCUUCUCACGGGUGUGGUGGUAUAGACUGUUUCAGUACUUUGAGGAAAACGUCAACGGGACGCUUCCUUGUAACUUUCAGCUGCCGUUUUCAUGGCGAGGGUUUCAGGGGAGCCGCAGCGUAAAGUACAACAGACUGGACAACCAGUGACAGCUGCACGUCACAGCAGGCGAGGGCUGUGACUUCCAUAAGUGCUGUUUUUACCCAAGGAAGAAGGCGCUGGUUAAUGUAGCGCUUUCCUUUCUAUUCUAGUAACAGACACAUCCAUGUUCAAAUGGGAAAAUGGGUAGCACUGUGACCCACCAAGUAUUGUUUUCCUGGUCGUCUUUUCUUUUAUGGGAGUAUUUGUUAGGACAGCACUAAUUUAUAUUUGUUUUAUGUCAUUCCCACUUUGUGGGCCACAGUUUCUGCCUCUGUAGCAGAUCUACGAACCAUUUCGAUAAACUUGUAAAACCGUUUUUUGGCCAUAAGGACUCAAACCCCUUUUCUUCCUCUCAGCACAAAAACCAUAAAUAUGUUCAUGUUCUUACAAGACUCUUUGUGCAGAUAGUGUCAGUUCAAUCACUUAUUUGAUAACCAAAAUGCCAUAAUGUUGUUUUUCUUCUUUUUUUUUUUAAAUGGCGAAUUACGUUUUGUAAACUGUCCUUGCUAAACUGAGUCAAAGGUGCAAAAAAAAGUUUUUUCUAACUGUGUCAAACUUUAUUUUUCAAAAGUAAAUGAUGUCCAAUAAAAGAUUUUUAGAUUUUUACCUUUUUCAAGAUGGAUAACAGAGAGCAUAAGAAUCUAAUGUGGUAAAACAUUAUUCCAGUGCCUUUAUUAGCUUGAUUGUAACAGUUCAAGUACUAUGUGUCUUGUAUCUCUCUGCCGUUGGUGUGAUAACGCUACGGAGCGAGUUGGUACUUUAGUUAACGGUCUAAUUCCCAUGAAUGUAAAAAGAAACAACGCCAGCCUUACCAGAAGAUUGGUCUUCCCAAAAAGAAGUGCAGUGAGUGAAACGUCCCGUUAUUUAUUGAGGCUUUAUGAUGUCAGUUUGUGCUUAGUUGGAUAAUGCUGUUCUAACAGGAAAAAAAACGACUGUUAAUUAUUAUUUUUUAAAUGUCCGUUACAUUUCAUUUUAACCAACACCAGCCAUGAGUCUGCUAGUUUUUUUUCCCCUCCACAAUAUUAUCUGCUAAGCAUUACUGCCUAAUAAAAAAUAAUGUGAGAAAUGUCUGCGCGGUGCAAGUUAUUCUGGACCUGGACAUGUCUUGCGCACCAUUGCUGCUCUGGAGAUAAUGAACCCCCAUCUUUUUCCCCCACGUUGAACCUUAAUUUAAAUCUGAAUUAUCCUCAUUACUGUCUUCUCCGCUGAGACGUGGAGGAAAAUGUUCAACGUGACACCGGCGCUGAGCUUAGGGAAUAUCACAGUUGUGAAAACAGAAGCUUCAGACAAAGUUUCUGAGCAUGACUGCAAUGAAUCUGUCAGUGCUUUGUUUAGUUAGUGUUGCACUAAAAAGAGUUCCUACCUUUCAGUCUGGUGUGCGAACUGAAAGCAAAUGUUCAACGUGGACAUUAUUAUAUGUGGGGAACAAAGUCAAGCACGGAGCAGGUGAUUUAUUUGGUCAUGUGUGCAAACAUCGAUUUCCAUGAAUGUGAAAAUGCGUCUUUUUCCUAAUCAUUUACUGUACAUGUUUUUUUGCUUUUCUUUCUGUAUCAAUGAAUGCACUGUAAAGAAUAAGUAUUAUACAAGUUCAUCUAUAGGGAAAACAUUUAACUCAUUAUAAAAAUGAAAAAACUUGUUCAUUCAGCUUUAGAUGAGACAAACUCCAAAUCCAUAACAAUCAUGAUUUAUUUCUUUAAACACUGUCAAAGGGAGGAGGUGAGACAGUAUCAUCGAUUUUAAUGUGAUUUAAAUUUACACACUCGCUCCUGUGGCAUUGUUUAGUUAUUUCACUUGUACAGAGAAUGGUUUUUAAGAGCACAGCUCACUUAGGGCCAUAUUUCGGUUUCGGAUAAUAUUUGAAGUCAUGUUGAAAAAUAAUAUUCGAUGAGAAUGGAGUUGAUGUUUGUCUUCUAGUUUGCCAUUCAUGUUGAUAUGUUUUUUUUUUUAUGUCUCUAAGAAAUUAAAGUUGUUUAUUAUGUAUGUUUCUUUGUAAAUGUCUUACCCACUUUGUCCCUUUUUUGUGCAUAACAGAUGUUUGUAAGAUAUGAUGGAAGACUCCUUGGGACGCUUUUGAAUAAACCAUUUUACUAUCAUGUA
Molecule: messenger RNA, 3874 nt
Organism: Paralichthys olivaceus (Japanese flounder)
Lineage: Eukaryota; Metazoa; Chordata; Actinopteri; Pleuronectiformes; Paralichthyidae
Source: RefSeq, a predicted model, not a curated record